Clunio marinus is the source of this 405-nucleotide messenger RNA. The record is from the annotation of a GenBank genome assembly. NCBI's taxonomy places the organism in Eukaryota, Metazoa, Arthropoda, Insecta, Diptera, Chironomidae.
AUGUUAUCGAAUGACUUAACAUCAAAUAAACAUCAAGAAUCAAACAAGCACAUUAAAUUAAUCAUUAGAAUGUUGAAAAUGUUUCAGACAAUUGCAAUGAUCACAAUGGUUCUUGCUGUAGUUUCAACGAAAACUGUUAUGACAAAUAAAAGUGAACGAGUCGACAAGCCAACCAAUGAACUUCACAACGAUUGGAAUGACUGGGAUCAUGAUGAAGUGAAGCAAAUAACAAUCGAGAGAAAAGUUCCAGUGUUUGUUGAGAAGAUUCGACAUGUUCCAAUAGUACAAAAGGAAUACGUUGCAGUUCCUCGAUACAUAACAAGACCGAUUUACAUUAAACGAACUAUUCCCAUAAUGAUGCCACGUCCUCAGCAUUAUCAUCAUCAUCAUUACACAUUAGCAUAA